Messenger RNA from Conger conger (European conger), 5476 nucleotides. It is a transcript of the gene dpysl2a, whose product is annotated as dihydropyrimidinase like 2a. Lineage: Eukaryota; Metazoa; Chordata; Actinopteri; Anguilliformes; Congridae. The transcript is spliced from 15 exons. The coding region runs from base 103 to 2061 and encodes 652 amino acids. The record is from RefSeq and is a predicted model, not a curated record. Gene Ontology annotation, molecular function: hydrolase activity, acting on carbon-nitrogen (but not peptide) bonds, in cyclic amides. Gene Ontology annotation, cellular component: cytosol; cytoplasm.
AUACCACCAUAUACUGCAUCGCCUCCACACGAAGUAUCACCGCCUCCCUUUCUCCUGUCUUUUUUCUUUACCGUAGACUGUCAAAGCAGCUUGCGUCUGACCAUGUCGACCACUGAAGAAGUCUCUGGUUUCUUUGAGAACAUGGGCUCCAGAAGCCCCAAUCCUCGCCAGAAAUUCUGUGGCGUGUUCUGUCCGGUGGAGGGCUCAACCGAGAACAAGACACUGGAUUUCGACUCUCUGUCGAUGGGUAGGGCAGGUGGCAAGACUGACAAACGAGUCAUCGACAAGCAGAGGGACGUCUCCCAGCCCGUCGCGAGGAAGGUUGAGAUCCGAAGAAGCGCCGGUAAAGAGCUGCUACAGAACCUUAACGAUGAGAGUGACCGUCUCUUGAUCAAAGGGGGCAAAAUCGUGAAUGAUGACCAGUCCUUCCACGCUGAUAUCUAUAUGGAGGAUGGGGUUAUCAAGCAAAUUGGAGAGAACCUCAUUGUUCCCGGUGGGGUGAAGACCAUCGACGCCCAUGGCCGCAUGCUUAUGCCCGGGGGCAUUGAUGUCCACACGCGCUUCCAGAUGCCCGACCGGGGCAUGACAGCGGCUGACGACUUCUACCAGGGCACCCGUGCGGCCCUGGCUGGGGGCACCACCAUGAUCAUCGAUCACGUGGUGCCAGAGCCCGGGGUCAGCCUGGUGGCAGCCUUCGACCAGUGGCGUGAGUGGGCGGACAGCAAGUCCUGCUGCGACUACUCCCUGCACGUGGACAUCCCCGAGUGGCACAAGGGCGUGCAGGAGGAGAUGGAGACCCUGGUGAAGGACCAUGGUGUCAACUCUUUCCUGGUCUAUUUGGCUUAUAAGGAUGUGUUCCAGCUUACCGAUUCUCAGAUGUAUGAGGUGUUCAGCGUAAUCAGGGACCUGGGGGCCAUUGCGCAGGUCCAUGCAGAGAAUGGUGACAUCAUCGCUGAGGAGCAGCGUCGGAUUCUGGACCUGGGUAUCACUGGACCUGAAGGUCAUGUACUGAGUCGACCUGAGGAGGUGGAGGCGGAGGCUGUCAACCGCUCAGUUACGGUGGCCAAUCAGACCAAUUGCCCCCUCUACAUCACCAAGGUGAUGAGCAAAAGUGCCGCUGAUGUCAUUGCCCUGGCCAGGAAGAAAGGCACUGUGGUGUAUGGAGAGCCCAUCUCAGCCAGCUUGGGCACCGAUGGGUCUCACUACUGGAGCAAGAACUGGGCCAAAGCUGCUGCCUAUGUCACAUCUCCACCCCUUAGCCCCGACCCUACCACCCCCGACUAUCUCAACUCUCUGCUGUCUUGCGGUGAUUUGCAGGUGACUGGCAGUGCCCACUGCACUUUCAAUACCUCCCAGCGUGCUGUGGGCAAGGACGAUUUCACACUCAUUCCAGAGGGUACCAACGGCACGGAGGAGCGGCUGUCUAUAAUCUGGGACAAGUGUGUGGUGACAGGAAAGAUGGAUGAGAACCAGUUUGUGGCUGUCACCAGCACCAACGCUGCCAAGGUCUUCAACCUGUACCCACGCAAGGGCCGCAUCGCAGUGGGCUCCGACGCUGACCUGGUGCUCUGGGACCCAGAUGUCACCAAGAUCAUCUCAGCCAAAAGCCACAAUCUGGCCGUGGAGUACAACAUCUUUGAGGGGACAGAGGUGCGUGGCGCCCCCCUGGUGGUCAUCAGCCAGGGCAAGAUCGUGCUGGAGGACGGUAACCUGCACACCACUGAGGGCUCGGGCCGCUACGUGUCCCGCAAGCCCUUCCCCGACUACGUCUACAAGAGGAUAAAGGCUCGCAGCAGGCUGGCUGAGCUGAGGGGGGUCCCGCGGGGUCUUUACGACGGGCCAGUGUGCGAGGUGUCGGUGAGCUCCACGCCCAAGGCCAUCACCCCAGCAACUUCUGCAAAGACAUCUCCGGCCAAACAGGCAGCCCAGCCUGUCCGCAACCUGCACCAGUCCGGAUUCAGUCUGUCUGGUGCACAAGUUGAUGACAACAUUCCUCGACGCACUACCCAGCGCAUUGUGGCGCCCCCUGGUGGGAGGGCCAACAUUACCAGUCUGGGCUAAGCUCCAUCACCUGCUGACUGGGGAGGGGGCAGCCAAGAAGCAGGGGCCCAGCUCAGAGAUCAUGCCCACCACAGGAGCUGCGUCUAAGAAGACCCCUGCAAGAACACCCCCCUUCAUUCACCGCAUCCACCCACUAUCCCACACGGAGAAUUUAAAGUGAAAAAAAAUCCAUGUUUUAGCACGCCAGACCGUAUUAUUUAGUGUUUUAUACUGUACCCAUCUACCUGCCAUAUGCCAUUUUGAGUUUUUAAAAGGAAGAGUCAAGUGAAUUGAGAUGGAGCCGUUUUAGGUAUUUACUUUUUUAUGGAAGAAAGUAUUUGCCCAAAAACAAUAAGCCAGUUUUCGAAGCCAGUGUUUUCAAGAAUUAGCAGACCUUGAGUAUCACAUAAUAACAGUUCUUUGUUUCAUUUCUGUUCUUUCCAGUAUUGUGCAGGAUGUAUUCAUUUCAAAGUUACUGGUUGUUUUCUGAUGCAUUUCAGUAACCAACUUCAGAAGCAGGUCAUGAUUUGCCUUUGGGUGCUCUUUUGCAACUUGCUAAUGGGGAAGAGUUGGAAAGCUGCAGCCUUUGGCUGCGAGUGAAUAAUGUGUUUUGUUGUGUCCGAGUACACCGCCCUGGCAUUGCUGUCGUGUGCAAGUGCACUGGCAGUGAUUUGAAGGAGCUGGUGUAUGAAAACUGGACUCUCCUUUCUGUAUAUUGGCGUAGACUAUCGAGAGAGAAAGACAAAAAAACUAAGGGGAGGAAGAUUUUGCUCCUACCACUAGUUCUGUUUCUAUAGUUAUCAUUUCCCUCAGCUUUCCUCUCAAAUAUCGACGGUCAUAUGUUACUGGAGUAGCAAAGGCUUAUGCUAACCCCUCCCUUUUUUGAUCAAACACAAAAUCCAGGCCUCAGACAUGAAGUAGUACAGUCUACACAUCCCUUCUUCAUUAUUCACAGUAGCUAGAAGUACAUGUAUUGUGGUGUUAACAUUUUGUGAUUAGGACCUCCAUGGAGACCAGGUCUCAAAAUCCUAUGUUUCCAAGGAAACAGACCCUGCUCCAGACUACCCUGUUAAUGUGAGUUCAAUGGAAAAUGAAUGUCAUUUCCCACUUCCAUGUAUUUUUUCCAUGCCUCAAUGGCCCUAUUCAGGGCCCAUGUAAGAGAGGUUGAUACCAGGAUUAUUGUGACAGAAAUAAAACAGCACUGCGGGUUGUAAACUGUAAAAUAACGUGUACUAAACAAGCGAAAGGGUUUAGAAGGCUAGAAUGUAUAUAUCUGGUUCCAUGCCUCUAAAAGCAUGCCAUCUUAAUAUAUGUAACAUUGUACUUUUGCUAGCGAUCAGUAUUACUGUUAUUUUCGUCUCAAUAUUCCCCGCAAGGAUAAAAUUGUUGUCACAAACACAGUAGAAAGUUUCCACCAGGUCAUGCUUGUUGCUUUUCUGAGGAAAGGGACAGUUGAGCACAAGUCAGAAUCCUGCCUGGCCUCACAGAGGGCCAUAAAACUAAAGAAAUCAGUCAGUAGUUCUGUUGAGCAAUCUGUUUUCCAUUUAGCAAAGCAAUUUUCCAGUUGUGACCCCCCCCACCCUUUGCAUGUUAGAGACCUUGGCAUCUGUAACUGACCAGUCUCUCCCAUACAGAGAUCUCACAGUAGAGAACACAGUUUUACUAAUGCACAUGGAAUAGUGGAGUAGCCUGCCUUUAAUCCCCUGUCUGGUUGUUGUUUGCACUAUUUUGGUACCUCACUGCAUGCAGAUCAUUUAAAAGGGGUUUUAUGUUUACAUAUUUGGCAGCUGCAGGUACAGGAUAGUGGCUUUCGGUGAUUGUGUAGUAAUCAUGUACAGGAGAUCCAUAGGGAUCGGUUUGUAGCUUUCUUGUUGCCAUUCAGAUUUGAAGACCUGUUAUCUGUACUAGUCACUGUUUCCGCUUUCUGGCCAGUCUUUCGAUUCACCGAAGCUCAGCAGUAUAAUAACAUGAAUUCACUUAAGUCUUCCUUUUUUCUCAUAUCGAUGCACUUGAUAUUUCCAUGUUUUAUAUUUUGUUUUUAUGUUUUUACUAUCCAUUUGUGUUUUUAGAGGAGUCAUCAUAUUGAAAAACCUUGGCUGUUACAGUUUAGCACGAGUGUCCUAUUUGCUUGCUUGGUGUUGAAAUGCAGACGUCUAGAGAAAAGGGCGACAGAGAGUUAAAACAGGUCAUUUCCUGUCAACACAUCAAUCAACCAGAUGGCUGCACUACAAAAUCGGGCAGACAUUCUCUCUCACUUCCCUCGCUUUUCCAUCCCUCCUUUCCCUCCUACCUUUUAUUCCCGCCAUCUCAUUGUUGCAGUCAGAACGUUGCCAGGACAACAGGCCCAUGAGCCACUCUGCCUGUGCUCUUUGUUUGUCAUGGUAACGCUGCUGGAUCUGAAGUUGCCCCUAGCAACGCCUCUGGACCUGGUGCUAUUAGAACAACACUGUCUGCGGAAACACGGCAGCUCUCUCAGCAUUCUGCAGCCACACCCGUCGCUCAAAGCCCCAUUACCGCUGUCAGACUCCCCUUGUGAGCAAUAGCCGUUUCCUCUCUGCAGAUUUCAUUGCCAACCCCUGCAGUUUGGACUCGUUACUGUUGGCAUCACAAUCAUCUAAUACCAGUGAACACGUUUAUCAUUUUAGGUCAGACUUUUUUAAAAUUUGUAUGUAUAUUUGUUGUUUCAGGUGAUUUGUUUAUUUCUGUUAUUAAAACACUUAUCUGACUGAUUUCACAAUGAUCUGUAUCUAAACUGCUAUUUCAGAUGGAAGAGCUGUCCAUUGAGUGUUUUCCUGUUGUGGUGUAUAUAAUCCUGCCACUCCCCCAUCUCUACCUCCCACCCCUCCAUUUAACUGUUUGUUGGAUGGGGUUAUCGAGUGUGCCGUAGCGAAGGCUACUGGAACAUGCGUACUCACAAGGACUUGGAGGAGCACCCUCCAUGACUCCUGUGGUUGUGAAAGUGGACCAUCCGCCCUCCUUAUUUAGCCUUCCACUCUAUCGUCCUUCCUUUAAGAGUCUGGUGUGACCCAAAAGACCUGCCUGGAAUAAUGCAUGAAAGAACACGCUAGCGCUUGACGCACAGGAGCCCUUACGCUGACCUUUCUGUGCUCCACACUGCUGAACACUUCCCAGUCUUGCCUUUUCACAUGUUUGUUUUAUAUUCCAGCUAGUAUGUGAUGUAGGCAAAGUGCAGUUUGAGGUUUUUUGUUUUUCAUUUCUUUUAGUUUUUAUUUUAUUUGCAACCCAUUUUUACCAUUCAUUUUCAUAAUCCUCUUACUGUUACCCCUUUCCAGGCCAUUGUAAAAGUGAAACUGUUGAUGGUGUAUGUUUCGUAGGUUAUGGGAUUCAAGGAUGCUUGUCUCUGAAAGCAUCAGAUCCCAUUGAUGGUUACGUAAAAUGAUGAAAAAAAAUAAAAAACAAAAUAAAAAAAUAAAAA